Molecule: messenger RNA, 9705 nt
Organism: Daphnia carinata
Lineage: Eukaryota; Metazoa; Arthropoda; Branchiopoda; Diplostraca; Daphniidae
Exons: 2
Coding region: 3704-8473 (1589 amino acids)
Molecular function (GO): protein binding
Source: RefSeq, a predicted model, not a curated record
UUUGCUAGCCAUUGCAACAGAAUUUUUGUUUUGGACCACCUUAAAAAAAGGACUGAAAUCCAGUCGGCGUCCACCGAGAUAACGUUAUCUUUUAUUGGCACUAUCUGCCAAGAUAAGUCUUUAGCCUCGACAAAAGUGAGUUUCCAAGUUCCUCAUUUUGGUUAGAGAAACAGUCCGAUGCUUUGCGAAAUGGAAUCAGGAAAAAAGGAAAUUAAGGAUUAUCGAAUCGGUGGUGAGGUAGGUUCUUGGAACUUCGGUAUUCGAUUUUUCGAUGGCUUGCGUGAUUCCAUUCCACCGUUCCUGCAUCUCUGGCGACAACGGAUCAUCCCACUGUAGUUUCAAUUUCCAAAUUUCUUGAAUCAGGAUCCGUGCAGAGAUUGUUAAUGGUGAGAUGAAACCCAUCGGGUCGUAAACAGUUGAAAUUUUACGAAGAACGAUUCUUUUCGUUACGGUUGUAGCAUUUGGAGUGGUCAAGUAGAACUUCGGUAACAUGAGUGUGUCAUUUGAUCGAGACCAUCUUAACCCAAGGAUUUUGAUGAAGGAAUUCUUGUCUCUUUCAUCGUCGAGGUUGAUUGUUGUUUGUACCGCUCUGUUGUUUGUUGCCCACUCUUGUAGUUUCAGGCCUGCUUGUUUCAUAAUGGCGUUUGCUUGAUUGUAGUAUUGAUGAGCUUCCUUUUCUGUUUCGCAUCCGGAAAUUAAGUUGUCUACGUAAAUGUUUUGAUCCAUGUCAAUGGCGAUUUUAGAUGAGGAUUCUGCCAAGUGCUUUUUGAUCACCGACAGCAAAAUGAAUGGCGAACUACUUGCUCCAAAUGGUAUUACUCGAAAACGAUAGGUUUCGAACUCUGAAUUUGGGUCCUUUCCAUCCUUGAUCCAAAAGAAUCUGAGAAAAUCUCGAUCUGCUUCGUGUAGUAGUAUCUGAUGAUACGCUUUCUCGAUAUCAGCGACGAGACCGAUGUUGUGUGUUCGAAAACGUAGAAGGAUUUCUAACAUGUUGUUUUGUAGAGAAGGUCCAACGUUCAAGCAAUCAUUUAAGCUGACACCCUUGUAAGUCUUGCAGGAGCAAUCGUAAACAAUUCUGAGAGGAGUUGUUGUUGAUUCUUUGAUUACUCCAUGAUGUGGUACGUAGUGACAUCCGCUCUUGAUGUUGAUUUCGUGAUGCGGUACCUUUUCAAUAAAUUCGUUUGCCAGUUGUUGUUGGAUAGUGGAAUCAUAUAAUUGUAAGUUGCUAGGCGUUUUCCCAAGUCGCUUUAUCAUGCUACGAGUUCGGCGUUCGCAUACGAAUUGAUUGGAUGAGAGAGUAGGAUGAUCUGUCUUCCAUGGCAGACGAGCUUGAUAUUUGUUUUGUUUGAAUUCGAUGCAGUUGUUCUGAUACUCACUGGUGAUGUCCAUGGCUUCUGUUUCUGGUUGAAUACCCAGCAUUUCUAGAUCCCAAAGUCUCGAAAUGUCAAAUUUUUCUUCCACGGACACGUUUAGCAUUGCCGUUUGAUCAGAGUUGUUUACGUGUAGGUUCGAUACGCAACCAGAUAAGAGAUAUCCGAGCUUCGAGCUUACAGCUGUGGGGCCUUGCCCACGCACUAUCUUGUCGCUAACGAUGUCCCAAUAAUAAUCUGCUCCUAUGAGGAUGUCGAUUCGGAACUGAGAUUCCAUUGAUGCUGGAUGUGCGAGUUGCAAAUUUCGCAGAUGAGGUAGGUUUCCGAUUAAGGCCCUAUGAGGGUCAUCCAGUGGAUCGACUAUGUGAUUGAUGACGAUAGCUUGUAUGUCAAUGGGACAGCCAUUGAUGUCUCUGAAUGAUACUUGCACGACAUCGUAGAUUUCUGCAUUAGAUGAAGCAGCAGCGAAACCGACUAACACUAGAUUUUCACGAAAUAGCGUUUUGAGUUGUAGUUUCUUCGCGAGCUCCGUAGUGAUGAACGAUCGUUGUGCUCCUUUGUCGAUUAGAACAUUGCCUUUUAAUGUGACACCUUUGGCUUGUAUGGGCACAACUGCUGUUUCUAGCAAGACGAAAGAUUGUGAUGCAAAGGAAUUGCGAGAUCCGUUUGCAGUUAGGGCCACGGUUGUGGGAUUUGAAGAUAAAAUGGUAGUGUUUGUUUCAACCCUUGGUCUCGUAGAUGAAUUUGUGUAAUUACCGUGUCGGCUGUUUGAAUGUAAACUAGUGUGAUGAGCCUUUUGACAUAUGCGGCACCGAAAUUUGGAUGGACACUCGUUGUUUGUUGACUGAUGGGAUCGUAGACAGUUAAAACAUAGAUGUUUACCACGAGCGAUAGUGUAUCUUUCCUCGGUUGUGACUACAUUAUUACAGUCUGUGGGAAAAUGGUUUCCUGUACAGUAGGCGCAAUGCUUAAUUCGUUUUCGUUCGGUUUCCACUCGCGAUGUUUUUGUAAACAUGACACCGGCUUGCUUGUUCGAUUCUGAAUGUUUAAUGAUGGAAUGAUCUGUUGAGUCUUCUAAAAUUUCAAUUUCUUUUUUCAUGGCAUUCCUUAGUUCUUCCAAUGUCCAUUCGAUCGCGCCGUGUUGUCUUGCUAAGUUGCGACGUAGAUCUGCGGUUAACUUAUCCAGUAAGAUGCAAACGAGCAAAUCACCAUACGAAUCCAUUCCUUUCCCUAGUGCUUCAAGUCCGCGUAUGUUUGCCUCUAGAUUAUCCACGAAUCGUCUCAAACUUGUCUUGUCCAAUCCCGGUUUCGGUAGAGAUAAAAAAGCGCGCAUGUGAGCCAUGAUGAUCUUGUGCGGUUGUCCGAAACGCUCUUUUAACAGAUCUACAGCCUUUGGAUAGUUGGCGUUGUUAGGUGUGAGACCCAUCAGUAGAGCUUUGGCUUCACCGGUCAAGCGAGAGUUUAGGAAAUUAAACUUAGUAGCAUCAGAGUAUUUAGUUUUGUUAUGGACUUCGACUUCAAAUACGUCCCAGAACGCACACCAUUGUAAAAUUGAACCAUCAAACUCGGGCAAGUUAAAUUUCGGCAGGUUGCUUGAAUCAGGAACAGCUAUUGUUGUAGCGAUUGGCGCGUGGGGGGCCAAGGGAACUGUUACCGCGUUGAGGGCGAUCUGAUCGUCGAUUGCUACCUUUCGCAGCUCUUCGAGUGCGUAUUCACCUGCAUCUAAGGCAUCCUUGAUAAUGGAGUUGGCUGAACAAGAGUUAUCAAUUUCCGCCUCCAGCUCGUCUUCACCGAUGGCUCCUUGAAUUUCAUCGUCCAACGCUUCAAUAGUUUUGAUUUUGUUGUGGAGAUCCAUCAAUUUUCUAUUCAGCUCGUGAAUUUUGCGUUCUUUUUCCAUGAGUCGAUCGUCGAUGAUAGCUUGUAUUUUCGGUAGUAAUCUCGUGACAGCACCACGAUUGCCUGCUCGCCUGCUGACGAGGGAAUUGAUGGACGCCAUCUUAUUACGUUUCGAAAAAACUGGUUACGGCACCAAAUGUCGAUAAUUUGUGAUCGACAGUGUGAAUAAGACACUAAAACUUUCAGGUUCCUACGCUGUGUAAUUUUCUGAUUUUCACUUGGAAUGAGAUAGGUUAAUGCACAGACACAAACUGAGUUGGGAGAGAGUGAGAGUUUGAGAGAGGGAGAAUCGUCACCCGGUGAUGGCCGAUUCGUCAGACUAACUGACCAUCAAACGGGUAGCAACUAACCGAGAAGAGAGAAACAAAAGAAGGGCGAGUUUGACCGCGUGGUUUUAGGGUGGCAAAUAAGGGUGGACGCCAAUUACGGGUGAAAGAAUGGAAAGGGGUGGAAAGAUUGUGAAAGGGUUGAGAAGUAAAGGACGACAUAGUUGCGAAAUAUGGAAGAUAAUUUCUGACAAUAAUAGGCCAGACUCUGGCCACAAUGACGUCGUCACCCCAUCGAGCAGCACUUCAUCACCAGAAUCAAAUUCCUGUGAGCUCAAUCAUCAAGCUGCAAUCGCUGAUUACAUCAGCGAUGAAAUCUACUACACGCAGCUGGAUGAAUCCUUCGCAAUGGAAAAGAUCCUGUCGAAAAAAGUUUCAUUCCAAGGGGAGAAUGUACCUGUUAAGGAUUUAGUUGGAACCAAGCCGGAAGAGCUCCUUUCCAUUCAUUCCAUAGACGAGCUGCUCCGUUCUAAAGAAGGAGAAAUCAAAAUUCCAUCGUUCGGUUCAUCCCAUUUCGAGGAAUCCCUUUACAUCAAGAGACGAGUGAAAUUGGCAUUUAACGAACAUUUCAUCGCUGAUCUAGCCAAUCGUUUGAGAUGCACUAAGGAACAACUUAAUGGGGAAUGCAGAAUUACUUCACAGGGCCAAAUCAAGUGGUUGGUCGAUGGCCAGCGCCGCAAACAAAUUUGGGAAAACAUAAAACAAAUGAACGACCAAACGUCAGGAAAAAUUGAAGAAGACAGUCAUUUGAUUCAGCUUGACGAGGAGCCGACUGAGCAUCCGGUUUUCAUCAUAUGCGGCGUGGCUGGAACAGGCAAAUCGACCCUCCUCUCCCAUUACUACAGUGAAAUAAAGAAGACGAAGCCUGAUUGUUGGGUUAUCAGAUUGAAUUUAGUUGAACAUUCUGACGCCAUAUUGAAAUUCGAUACAAAAAGACCUGAUUUCAUUGGAUUUCUCAUCGAUCAUAUACACGUCGUCGACAGUAAAAGCCCGUUUUCUCGCUCGUUGCUGAAUCACCGGUUCGAGACCGGCAAGCAGAUCGUCUUCAUGUUUGAUGGCUUCGACGAAAUCGGUGAAAAAUGUCAAGAAAUUGCGAUUCAAAUGAUGAAAUCCAUUAAAAAGAAGGGCAUUCAACUGUACGUCACUACCCGCCCUCACGUGGCACACCAUCUGCAACACGAAUUAGGUCAGUUGGCUUAUUAUUUGGAAAACUUCAACAAAGAGGACCAGAUCGAUUACCUGACCAAGUAUUGGAAGAAAGAAUUGAAACUGCCAGAUAGAGUGCAAGAUCGUGUGCAAGAAAUGAAGAUCAAGAAGAUCGAGGAAUUUGCAGAAUUGCUAGUGGAUAAGGUGUCGGAGACUCUGAAAGACGAAGAAAGAGCGUUUAUCGGAAUCCCUUUGCAAUGCAGAAUUCUCGCCGAAUGCUACCAGCAACAUGUUGACGACAUUCUGCGAAGCAAUGCUGGAAAUGAUGUAACUCUACAAUCUUGUGAAUUGGUAUCCAAAAAACUGUUGGCUUUACUUGACAACGAGAAAUUCGACUUAGUUAGUCUGUACAGCAGAUUGAUGGACACUAAACGCAAAGUCUUUCUACAAGAAAAAAGCAAAACCUGCUCCAAUCUGAAUAAGGAUGUUUCUAUAAAUAGUACGAUAGAGAAAAUCGAGUUUCGAUUAACUAAAUUGGCAGUCGAAACCAUCAUCACAGAACCAAAUAUCCUUGAAGUGUUUUGGCCAACGAAACCUUCGUACAUAUCCAGCAAAGAUGUGGCUCGAAAAGAAGAGAGACUUGCUAUCAACAGUCUGAGUUUUGGGUUAACGUUUUCUAAUGGAAAUGGAAUGCGACAUCAGUUCUUGCAUCGCACGUUUGCCGAAUAUUUAGUCGCCAAAUAUUUUUACAAAGGAUUUCAUCCCGAUGACGAACGUCACAACAAACUGCUGGAAAAUAAAUCCGUUCGAAAAUUGAUACUGAACGAAAUCUUGGCCUCAAAGGAAUACGACGGAGUUCAAGUGUUUUUCGAUUCCAUGGUGAAGACGUUGGUCGAUGAGGAUCAAGAAUGGCGUAAGAAGAUUAAUCACCGUGAUUUACCGGAUCGACUCACGAAGAUGAUGACUCACAAGAAGAUUAUUCUCCAACCUUACUUUAGGAAGGCCUUCACGUUUUCAGUUAGUAAUGGGAAAGGCAACAUAUUCCGAUUGUUUUGUGACUGUCUUGAUGCGACAUUCGAAAGGAAAAUCUUUCGAUUGGUAAUGGAUCCCUUUUACGGAUCGUCAAACAAUUUUUUUUCGCUCACUUUUUUUGAAGAUAGCAAGUUCUUUAACCGAUUCAUCAGUUAUUUAGACAUCCUUGAUCAGUCUGUUACAUACGACUUGGGCGUCAUUACGUCUGUUAUAAAAUGUCUUCUAGAAGGUAUGGUGCCUAAUAAUGAUGGUAGGUUACUUAUAGAAAGAAAUUCUCUCUGGAACCGAGAUGGGCACCUGCAAACGAUGAAUGACUUUUUGGAGUUUUUGGAAAAACAGAAUGUGGCUUUCGACCGUGUUUGUUCCCUUAGAGAUAGUGAAUCAUUUACAGCUUUUGAUAAUUUACAAACUAUCAUCCCGAGAUUUCUUUUAUAUUUGAUUUGCCACGACAAAUAUUGUAGUCAUCUGGAAAGAUUUAUGAAGCUUUUGUCCAAAUCGAAAACGUAUUCCUACGAUUUGGGCGCCAACUUAUUCAUUCAAGUUUUUCAGUCUAAAGAACAAAUGAUGACUGGUCAAAUUGCCAAAACGCUGAAGAUUUUAAAGAAAUUAGGGCGGUCUACUCUUCUCGUUAAACUUUACGGCGUAGCUUUACCAAAAGAGCCGGAAGCAUUUCGGGAUAUUUAUCAACCGUUUCGGUUAGAGGAAGUGGGCGCCAUCCCAACUGACCGCAACAUCCUGUUGAAAAGGGAUGAAUAUGGCAUGACUCUUCUUCACGGAGCAGCCUUCUACGGAGACGUCGAUAUAGUCGAGCAAAUAUUAGCAAGAUUUCGCCAGCCGGAACUCGGCGAUGGAGCUAAAGAAGAACUGCGCAAGGUGGUGCUUGAGGGCUACACACCGUUUUACUUUGCCGCAGUAAAAAAUCACGAGCAAGUCUGUUCCAAACUGUUGGCCUUUGUCAAAGACUUUCCCGAUGCACCGACGGGCAAGUUAACUGGGUUAAACAUUCGUCAGCCACUUGAUCACGCCAUGAAAUCGGAAAAUGUAGGAAUGUUUCAACUGAUAUUGAAUGUCGUCAACAAAGAUUUAGGACAUGAUUGUCUACUAGACCUGUUAAUAACCGAAGUUCCAUUUACAUCAUCUUGUAUUUUCUCUUGCUGCUUCCCGAAAAAAUUAUUCAACGCCAUGGUGAAGAGCAUCAUCAGUCGAGAAGGCGUUGUAGACUACAAAUGUCUGCAUGACUUGAUUUUCAACAAAAAGGGAAUGCUAGACUUUGCUUUAGAACGCAUGGAUGCCGAACAUGUUCAGGGGUUGUUAUCAGUAGAAGGCGUUGGUCCCUUCAUCAAUCGUUUGCUUACGGAUGACCUAAAGGGGAAUUUCGAUCUUUUGUCAAGUUAUCUGUUAAAGAAUUUUAACGAAACACAACUCUGGGAUUUCGUGAAAAUGAUUACGCUUAAAGAUCCGCCGAAUGAUGGCGGAACGACAACCGUUCACGCCAAGCGAGUUGAGCUGAGGAGCAGCAUUUGGGUAGACUUCCUACGAUCGACAGCCAAUUUACCUGGAGGGCGACUGGAAGCAGUGCAAGUCGAAACCAUUUUAAAGUGUUUGACUUGCGUAUCGGAUAAACUCGGAGGUGAUUUCGCUAAAGAAUUAUUGCUCCAUCAAGACGAUUGUGGCUACGUUGUUCUUCAUCUGUCGAAAGAAAUCGUCAAACGGAUGUUGAACUGUUUACCAGAGAAAAACCAAGAGGAAAUUAAAAAGGAGUGGAUGGAAAAUGGUCCGCCAAUGACACACGACACGUUCAUCAACUACGACUCUAAGGGUUACGAGGAUAACUUUCAAAUCGCCAGACAUUACAGUAAUAUUCUACUAUUUUACUUGGUUUAUGGCGGCGAAAAGCAGCUCGGCCAAUGCGUUGAUAUUCUCACAUCGGUUCGUUUGAUGGACACACAACAGCGCAGUCUAUGGAGUUACAUCUUUGAACAUUGUGAGGUUACGACGACGAACGACAUAUUGAAAUCUGUGCCGGAAAUUUUCGGUUGCGAGGCCUUGAAAAAGUUGCUGUUUCACGAAAUGGACGGAUCUCCUCUCUUACUGAAAGCUUUAUCGUGGGGACAUGACAUUGGCGGACGGCUGGACAUGUUUCCACAAGAAAUACGAAAGGUCGUUCAACAAGUUAUUGAACAAAAAGCUGCCGACUUCAUUGAUCAAGUGUUUCUCCAUCCCGGGACCUAUUUCAACGAACUGCUAGGUCGACGUUUCAAACGACUAACGCUUUUAAAAUUUUUAAUCGAUUACAGUAAUGACAGACAACGUGAACAGUUUUUACACAAUAUCACACAUGGGGAUACACAAUGUCACACAUGGGAAUGGCGCAGUAUAUGGACUUGGGUUAUUCUCCCUCAACGUAGCGACAUAUUUCCUAUUGAGAUUCCAGAACUGGACACAUUUUUAAAAUGCGUUUCCGAAAAACUGGGUACAAAAGCCGUCAAGGAGUUGGUGCUCCAUGAAUUCAGAUAUCAACCUGUCAUAUAUUAUCUUGCGGAAGAAUCGUACAGGAAUGAGGUUGAUGUGAUGCUCGCCUAUUUGGAUGCAGUUGAUCGCACACAGAUUCAAAGUCAAAUCAAUGAAUUUUUACGCAAAACUCACAGGCGCACCUCAGACUUUUUCUGCAACAAUAAUUGGAAUUCAGAUGAUGACCUUUGAACGUACGAAACUGGAAUCUUUUGGUUGCAAUCUCGUCCGUUUCCCAGACGGAAUGACCCACGCUACCAACAUUUUUUUUAUUUCGUUUUUUGCGUCAUGGCCGAAGGGGAAUUUGGGGGAACUUUAACUUUUCAAUAAUCACAGAAACUAAAGAAGGUCUGCAAACACGUUUUGGAGAAAAUUUUACGUUCAAAUUGGUCUCUUGACAGGCUUCGAAGAAGUAAAGACAAACGAGAUAAAAAAAAUUAAAAUUGCACUAUGACAUACAAGUAGAAUGUAUUGCUGUAAAAAUUGAUGUCUAAAUACAAGAUAAAUUGACGCAUUCCAGUCCUCAUACAAACAUUCAUUUAUUACUAAGACUAAGUUUUAGUGAUAAACAGAAGAGCCAAUCACGAACUAGCAGUCAGCCAUCACGAAUGAUUCCUCUUUCCCCUUUUUCCCACUCGUCUGACGGACUGAUCGUAAAUCGGGAAUAGACUGCGGUCGACGACAAGGUCACGCUGAAAGCAAAACAACUCGCCUUUGCUUGCCAAUGUAAACAGCGAACAACUUUUAUUGCCCGGCAAGAAACGACGUUUUCCUUGCAAUUGCCUCUACAAUGUCACUAUGUUAUUGACACUGAGCAGCAAACUAGGACUAGGGUUAUUUUUAAACUAGGAAAAGAGUUGUCAAUGGCUACUCACGCAUCUUACCUCGAGAGUAGAGGCACAAGGAAUUUUAAUGGAAAUGCAUCUUCAUCUUAAAUUUGGCAACAGCUGACGGCUACUUCACAGCCAUUGAGUCUGAGUUAACAUCAGAGCAUUUAUACUGUAUUUCAAUGUUUUAACGCUUCGUUCAACCGAAUGUGGCAUCAUCUACUAGAGACGUCACGUUUCCGAUCGCUGAUAAAGCCGAUAGUUGAGCGAUUUCGGGAGUGCGGUAAUACUGUGACGUUGUUGUGCAGAUCGUUCGCUUCUACGCCAGAUGUCAUCUGCGACGCCUAUCGUGAGGCGAAGAAACACACCUCCAGCUCAACAUUUCAUAGCUGCAAGUCACGCUACACGAACGCUUCUUCGUCUGCUUGGUGCCUCGUGAAGCAAAGGGUCGAACGCGUUCAAAUUGGUGACGAGUGCGUUUACGUUUAGUAUGAAGCUUGGCAAUCGUGCGUGUGAAAAGCAACUAGCCAAAGAAGUUCCUCCGCAAAAAUUUUAAAACGGUUCGAGUUCUUGCUGAAGACAUCACGUGUAGAAGAA